Cannabis sativa is the source of this 1629-nucleotide messenger RNA. RefSeq lists its product as uncharacterized. Bases 181 to 1533 code for a protein of 450 amino acids. NCBI's taxonomy places the organism in Eukaryota, Viridiplantae, Streptophyta, Magnoliopsida, Rosales, Cannabaceae. Gene Ontology annotation, molecular function: protein binding. The record is from RefSeq and is a predicted model, not a curated record. The transcript is spliced from 2 exons.
UAUAUAUAUAUAUAUAUAUAUAUAUAUAUAUAUAUCCAAUGUAUUCAUAAACUUUUGAGAUCACAAGUUUUUUUUGAUAGCUAAAAGGAAAUCAGAUAGUGCACAUCCUAUUUCCACUUCUUCAGUUUAAUAGAAAUCUCAGAGACCACCAAAAAGUUCUCAAGUUCUCAAGAACGAUUAAUGGACCAAAUACCCAGGAAUGAUGAUGUUGAGUUGUGUAGGAAAAGACAAAAAAUCACUAAUCAACAAGGAUGCACUAAUUUCAAUGAUGACAUACUUUUGGAAAUAUUACUCCGACUUCCUGAUUUUAAAUGUAUAGUGGAGUGUGCUUAUGUCUGCAAGCGUUGGUUUUCAAUUAUUUCUCAUUCCAAAGCAUAUUUCAGUCGCAGAUUUAAUUAUUAUCAUCGUCAUAAAAGGCUUAGUAACUCAUCACAGUCGUCAUCUCCAUCUCUUCCUUUUACCCUACUAUUUACACACUCUUACUUGCCUGAAUUUAAUUUGUCAAUAGAAUAUUUCUCCGAGAGAUCAAAGAUUCUUGACUAUGGUCAGAUACCGGCAUUACAAUUUUUAUUGUCCUCCAAGAAAAGAGCAUAUUUAUGGUCAUCGUUUGAGGAUUUGUUGUUGGUUGAAUUAUUUCCUGGUCAACGAUUCUGCAUUUGCAAUCCUUUUACAAGGCAGCUUGUUGAGCUUCCUAAACCUCCAGAUCCUUUUCAUGAAUAUGAGUAUAGUAGAUCUUUUUAUUUACAUCGUAGAUAUGCAUUAGUGGUAUCUGAUUAUAGUAAGACCCAAUAUAAAGUAGUUAAAAUUAGUAUGGGGACAGUUGAUUCAAUAAGUAUACCACCACAUUUACUUCAUUUAACAAUAUUUUCUUCUGAGACGGGACGAUGGAGUCAUUCAACUUUAAAUUUUUCAGAAAUGCUUACCAUUUUUAAUGAAAGCGAAGAUCGAACAGCCAUCGUGGGAAGCAAUGGGGUAAUAUAUUGGCCAUAUGGUCUACGCAAAACUGAAGGCAUUGUUGCAUUAGAUGUUUGUUCAAAACAACACCGUUUGAUUGGUUUGCCUAAGGAGUUAGGUCGUUAUUCAAAUUCUAGGGUACAUGUUGGAGUGGUUCGGGGAAGAGUACGAGUAGCACAAUUCUAUUGGUGUAAGAAGAAGCAAUUGUUUGUUUUCAAGGCAUGGGAAUUGUUUGAUGAUGGUGAGAUGUGUAGUUGGAAUUUGGUGCAUCAUCAUGAUGAAAUGAUGAUGAAGUUUGAGUGUUGCAUAAGCUCGUCGUCGCUUCUUGCUAUACAUGCUCUUCAUCCAGAUGACGGAGAUGUGUUCUUUUUCUCGCACUCAAAUAAAUUUUCUAAAGCUAAGGAGGAGAUAAAGAUUUUUCAAUGUAAAAUACUUAGCCAAAAUGAGAAUCGCAUUGAAACUCUUGUUCAUAUUCCACCUAAGAUAUCCCUAGCCAAAUUACGUGUUAAUCCUAUUAUCCAUCCAUGGUGGCCCACUCAAAUAUUUCCUCUCAAUCACCCUUCUCCAUCUUCUACUUAGAUUUUAGAAUUAUUAGAACAAAAUCAUUCUAUCUUUUAAUGAUUUUUAUUUUUGUUCAAUGAAAUGGAAACCUUAAUUUGAUUUUGUUUCUGUUAA